Molecule: messenger RNA, 1185 nt
Organism: Clonostachys byssicola
Lineage: Eukaryota; Fungi; Ascomycota; Sordariomycetes; Hypocreales; Bionectriaceae
Source: the annotation of a GenBank genome assembly
AUGAGCGAGACCGCCGUCGUCGAGAACGCGGUCACCAUCGUCAACGCAACAAUGUGGCCCCUCGCGGGCAUCGCCACACUCUUUUUCGCCCUCCGACUGUACUGCCGCAUCGCUAGAUCCCGGGAGACGGGAUGGGACGACUACGCCCUGGCGGCCGGCUGGGUCCUCCUCCUCGCUGCGGGAGGAACCCUCGCCACGACAACCAUUGAAUGGAACUACUUUGGCACCUCGCUCGACUCGCAGUCCAGCGCCACGGUGCCGCUGCUGGUCAGCCUCACGCAUACGUUACACGUCCUCUCCCUGGCCCUGGCCAAGACGGCGUUCGCCGCCACGCUGCUGCACUACUCCUCCCGGGCGGAGAAGGUCGUCGUCUGGACCAUCAUCGGGUCCAUCAACGCUCUUUUUGUUUUUCAUGUGUUUGCGCAGUGGAAGAGUGUCUGCGGCGACGAGUCGCAGGCCUACAGGCUACCGGGGGACUGCUGGGUGGUCCGCAAUCCCGGCAUCGUCAACAUUGUCAGCUCUAUGUAUUCUGCCGCCACUGAUUUCCUUCUUGCGUUCCUCCCGUGGCGCGUGUUUCGGCGCCUGCAGAUGAACAAGACCGAAAGGAUCGUCGUUGGCGUUUCAAUGACUUUUGCUCUUAUUGCUGGGGUGACAGGCAUAUUGAAAGGCAUCCAAAGUAUCAAGACGCUCGACAGAUCAGACCCACAACUAAUGUGGAAUCUGCUGUUAUUUUGGAUCUUUGCCCUGGCCGAGCCCAGCGCCACAAUCAUCGCCGCCUCCAUCCCGUCCUUCCGCGUGCUCGACAACGCCACGGGAAGCUCCGACUUCAGGAUCUCCCGCAGCCCCGCGGCUUUCCUCGCCGACAUGGAGCAGGGCCAGAAACGCUCCAAGCCGAGGGCCGAGGAGCCCGUCGAGCACCUACUGGAGGACUCGGACAGCGACAACAGGAGCAUACUGACCACCCACGACGGGAGGCGGACGCGUGCUGUUACCACCGCCGGCGGGGGCAUCACGCUGAAGACGGAGGUGUCGAUUGAGUUCAACCGCAACAGCGGGCGGACGUUCAAGAAGAAGGGGGAGGCGUACGAGAUGCAGCCUGGGGUCCAGCGCUCGAAUUCGAUAAAGGUGAAGGGGAAGGAGCAGGUUCUUCCGUAUACCCCUGGGAAAGGGACUUUUAACGAAUGA